Molecule: messenger RNA, 4272 nt
Organism: Didymella exigua CBS 183.55
Lineage: Eukaryota; Fungi; Ascomycota; Dothideomycetes; Pleosporales; Didymellaceae
Product: WD repeat-containing protein mip1
Exons: 4
Coding region: 1-4272 (1423 amino acids)
Biological process (GO): cellular response to starvation; cellular response to amino acid stimulus; positive regulation of protein serine/threonine kinase activity
Cellular component (GO): cytoplasm; TORC1 complex
Molecular function (GO): protein-macromolecule adaptor activity; protein binding
Source: RefSeq, a predicted model, not a curated record
AUGGCCAGCGCCGCGGCAGCAGCAGCAGCGGCGGCAGCCGCCGCCGCAGGCUCGGCCCCGAGCGAGACGCGCCCGUCGCAGGGCCCGACCUCGUCGCGGCCCAGCUCGUCCUCGGCCGCCGUCCACCUCGAUAUGCCGCCGUCCGCGUCGACAGUGGCAGCCCGCGGCAACCUCGGCGCUGCCGAGUCCCGUCGCCCCAGUCUCGCCCGCGCAAAAAGCGACUUUGGGCCUCGACAGCCGGCACAACAGCCCCAGGAGCCCGCCGACGAGGGCAGCGUCGACGGCCACUUCAAGAUCCGCCAUGGCUGGGACGACCAAUUGAACUCGGAAGAGUACAGCAACAUGCUGACCUCAAACUUCUUCAUGUACUACACGGACAAGAAACACGAGACGGGCGGCCAUCCAAAGGGCGAGGUCGGCGCAUCGACCGUCCAGGAAUGGCGCAUGCGCGACCGUCUGAAGACCGUCUCUGCCGUGCUGGCUCUUUGCUUGAACAUCGGUGUCGACCCGCCCGAUGUCAUCAAGACCAACCCAUGCGCAAAAGAAGAAUGCUGGAUCGACCCCACGGUGACCUCGCAGACUCCAGGGCACACCCCCAUGAACCAGAUCGGCAAGGCGCUGCAGACACAGUACGAGCAGCUCAGCAUGCGCACGCGGUACAAGCUCCUGCUCGACCCUACUACGGAAGAGACGAGAAAAUACGCCUCCACCCUGCGACGCAACGCCCGAAACGAACGGGUUCUGUUCCACUACAACGGCCACGGGGUGCCGAAGCCCACUUCUAGCGGAGAGAUUUGGGUCUUCAACAGAAACUACACGCAGUACAUUCCUCUCUCGCUGUACGACCUGCAGAGCUGGAUCGGCGCGCCUAGUCUGUUCGUCUACGAUUGCUCUGAUGCUGGUCUCAUCAUCAGCAACUUCAACAGGUUCGCCGAGAAGCACCAAGCCGAGUUCGAGGAGGCACGACGCCGCGACCCCAACGUCGAGCACGUCGACUUUGGCGACUGCAUUCAUCUAGCCGCCUGUCGAGAGAGGGAAUCGCUGCCCACGAACCCGGAGCUGCCUGCAGAUGUCUUCACCUCGUGCCUGACAGAUCCCAUCACUAUGGCUGUGCGCUUCUUCAUUCUCCAAAAUCCUCUUCCCACCAAAGUCAGCCUACGAGACGCGCACAACAUCCCCGGCAAAGUCUCGGAGCGUCGAACCCCUAUCGGCGAACUCAACUGGAUCUUCACAGCCAUUACCGACACCAUUGCGUGGAAUUCCCUGUCAAAGCCACUCUUUAAGAAACUCUUCCGCCAGGAUUUGAUGGUGGCGGCACUCUUCCGCAACUACCUGCUGGCACAGCGAAUCAUGCGCGUCUACCACUGCAACCCCGUCUCGCAUCCUGAGAUACCGCAGACGCACGACCAUCCCCUGUGGCGAAGCUGGGACCUCGCUGUCGAGCUGAUCCUAGCUCAACUCCCCGACUUGCAGGCUGAAGCUCGAGGCGAGAAAGAGUACAUGUACAAGCACUCGGAAUUCUUCUCGGAACAACUCACUGCCUUUGAGGUAUACCUCUCACAAGGGGCCGUGGAGCAGAAGAUACCCGAGCAGCUCCCCAUUGUGCUCCAGGUCCUGCUGAGCCAGGUCCAUCGGCUGCGCGCUCUCAUCCUCUUGUCAAGCUUCUUGGACCAUGGACCCUGGGCCGUCAACCUUGCCCUCAGCAUCGGCAUCUUUCCAUAUGUCCUGAAGCUUCUGCAGUCCCAGGCGAACGAACUCAAGCCUGUCAUGGUCUUCAUCUGGGCCCGCAUACUCGCCGUCGACUCGUCGUGUCAAGCCGAUUUGCUCAAAGACAACGGUUAUCAGUACUUUAUCAACAUCUUCAACCCUAGCUCAGGUAACUCCCAACCCGCUAACGUUACUGUCAAACCACUUACGGGGCUAGGUAUUCCUAUCCAGAAUGCGAGUGAACAUCGAGCGAUGUGUGCCUUCAUCAUUUCCAUGUUCUGCAAGGACUACAACCAGGGCCAGCGUGCAUCGCUCAGCACAGAGCUCGUCGAGAGCUGUCUGGACCACUUGAAGGACAUGGCCAACCCUUUGCUUCGACAAUGGUCCUGUCUCUGUCUGAGCAAGCUCUGGAUCGACUACGAAGAGGCCAAGUGGGUCGGUAUUCGUUGCAUGGCCCACGAACGUCUCUGCGAACUGGUCAUGGACCCGGUCGCUGAAGUACGGGCCGCGAUGCUGCAUUCGCUGACGGCCUUUUUGGGCAUACGAGACGUCACGUCACAGGUCGCCAACAUUGAGGAGUCGAUUGCGUCGACAGUCCUUCUCAUGACUACGGAUGGAAACAGCAUGGUUCGCCGAGAAUUGUUGAUAUUCUUCUCAACAUUCAUCGCACGCUACAAAACGCGCUUCAUCGUCACAGCAUUCGAGCACUUUUCGGAAGAGAAAAACAGUGAUAUCCUGGCACAAAUGGAACACAGGAACGGUGACGGGCUAUACAUGAAGAUGCGUGCGACCGCCAACGGGUCUUCGGGCCCAUCGAAUGCUUGUUCGCAGAACACAGUCUACUCUGCCAUCUGGAACGAGAUGUUGGUCAUGUCUGUCGACCCCUACCCUGAGAUCGCCAAGGACGCCGGGAUAGUGGUUGACUACGUUCUGGUCGCUCUACUCGAAUCGUCGCUCGGGCGCUUUGCGCAACCCCACUUCAACGUUACGUUGAAGAAGAACUCCGCGGCUCGCCCUGCGCGUCGCGUGCCGGAAGAGAAGCCACUUCAGCAACUCGCCCAAACGCCACCCACACCAUCGAAAGAGACCAGCUACCUGUCUCUCUUUGGUGGCAUGCGCAAGUCGACUGCCUCGCUAAAGAGCCUUUGGUCUGGUCACGACUCAUCCACCUCGCCUCAGAAGCCGACUGCGAGGGGAAAGAUGGAUGAAUCCGAUGCUCCGCUUACGGAAGCACGCCCUGGCACACCUGAAAAGUACCACGUCGAAGAAGAGCCCAAGUCGAGAGGAUUCAGGCCUCGAUCUCUGUCGGAGAAGCCGCAGCUGCCGCUUAAGAGUGUAUUCUUUGAGUGGUCUGUCGAGUACUUCCGCGAGCCUCAGAUGAAGCCCACAGAGGCGGACGAGCCAGGUAGCACCGACUACAACGGGCGACUUUGGCGAAGAAACCGUAAUGAUAAGAUCAUUGCCGAGACGCAGCCCCUCAAGGAUGUUGCAGUCUCGAAUCGAUGGGAUGUACCACGCGGCUACUUUGACAACCUUAGUCAGCCCAUGAAGAUGACCUUUCACCAGUUCGAGGACCACCUCGUCGUCACCGACAGCUGGAACACGGUCAAUGUCAUCGACUACUCCGAAGCCGUGAGGAGGAUCAACAGCUUCUCAAACGGCAACCCGAUGGACUCGAGAAUCACAGAUGUUCGGUUCAUCAACGAGGACGAUCAGGCGUUGCUGAUGACCGGAUCUUCAGACGGGGUUAUCAAAAUCUUCCGCAAUUACGACUCCAAGGGAAAGACGGAGCUCGUGACGGGAUUCCGGGCUCUCACUGAUCUUGUGCCCAGCAACAAGAACGCAGGACUUGUCUUCGACUGGCAGCAGGGUAGGGGCCUGGUGCUGGUGGCUGGAGAUGUCAAAGUGAUCAGAGUCUGGAAUUCCGCCACCGAAGUCUGCGUCAGCGACAUUCCUGCACGAUCGGGAUCAUGCAUUACCUCCUUGACGUCUGAUCAAGUCGAGGGCGACGUCUUCGUUGCCGGGUUCGGUGAUGGUGCCAUUCGUGUGUACGAUCAACGCCAGAAACCUGCAACUGCCAUGGUGAAGGUCUGGAAAGAACACAAGCAGUGGGUUACAAAUGUACACUUGCAGCGCGGCGGUCAACGAGAACUCGUGAGCGGCUGUCGAAGUGGAGAGGUGAAGCUGUGGGACAUACGAAUGGACCGCAGCGUGAAGACCAUCCAGGCGACAACAGACCACCUGCGUACACUCAGCGUCCACGAGCACGCGCCGGUCUUUGCCACUGGAACCCAGAAGCACCGCGUAAAGGUCUUCAACAUCAACAACGGGAAGCUCGUGUCAAAUUUCGAGCCCUACUCUGGCUUCCUGCGCGACCGAUCUGCCCCAAUCACUACCACGGCUUUCCACCCGCACCGACUCAUGAUCGCUGCUGCCGCUCUGCACGACAAUCACGUCAACAUUUUCUCGUGCCACGAGCCCAAGAACCCCAUCUUGAAGACGGUGAAAUUGUGGGACGGCGGUGCUGGCACUAUCGCUUCGAGUCGGGCUUCUUUACACGGAUAG